AAAAGAGGCAGAUAUGGAGCAAGUAGAACACUUCCAUAAAUUUUCAGCCAAUAUCGCCUCUCUCUCUCUCUCUCUGUUUCGUUAGCUUUUUGGCUACUCUCAUGAUCCAAACCGAAGGAAAAAAAUUCUUAUGCUCAGAAAUCAUUCAUUCUUAAAUCAAUUCAGCAAACAUGUUGUUUUCAAGUUAUGAUGUCCAAUGGAUAUAGAGCAAGUCACACUUCAGGCUUAUCAAUAGUUGGUUAUUAAUACGAGGAUAAUGAGUUUCUCACUUAUGAGUUGUACUGAGGUUCAUGUGUUAAUGGACCGAAUAUAAUCAUAUUCAGUUGAGUUAAGCAUCAAAGGAAGAUUCUUUAUUAUAACAAGCAUUCGUGCCAUGAGCCUGAAUUUUGAUUGAUGACGGACCUAUAUUUGCAAUUGUGAGAUGUGUCCAAAUCUGUUAUUUGCUUCAUAAAAAUUGCAAAAGCAUUUAUUGUUUCAAGUUCACCUAUGAAAAUGGGGAAUGAGGAUCACCAUGAAUCUCCAACCCCAACAAAUGAAGGUGAGAGUUCUAAAGAACAUAUUAUCCUGCAUGGUGAGCUAGAUUUAUGGAUUAUAGAAGCUAAAUCUCUUCCAAAUAUGGAUUUACCUUCAGAAAGAAUAAGAAAGUGUUUUACCAUGUUUGGAACUUGCUCUGCUCCUUUUGGAAAUCGGUCUACUACUAAAGCUCUUUCUGGAAAACGGCCUGCAACUAUUACAAGUGACCCUUAUGUUUCUGUUUGCCUAGCAGGAGCUACUGUAGCUCAGACUAGAGUAAUUUCAAAUAGUGAAAAUCCUUCAUGGGAAGAACAUUUCUGUGUGCCUGUUGCUCACCCUAUUAUGAAGGUGGAGUUUCAUGUUAAGGAUAAUGAUGUUCUUGGGGCUGAACUUAUUGGAGUAGUUGAAAUAUCUGUUGAUAAAAUCAUUUCGGGAAAUACAAUUAAUGAUUGGUUUCCCAUCAUUGGUAAUCCUGGAAAUUGCUUGAAACCUUUUCCUGAAUUGCAUGUUUCUGUUCAGUUUAAGCCAGUUGAAAACAACCCUCUAUAUAAGAAUGGUGUUGGUGUUGGGCCAGAAUAUAAAGGAGUUCCUAAUACAUAUUUUCCACUUCGCAAAGGAGGGAGUGUCACUUUAUAUCAAGAUGCUCAUGUACCUCAUGAUAUGUUACCUGAAAUUUUACUAGAUGGUGGUACAGUUUUUCAGCAAAGAAAAUGUUGGGAAGAAAUAUGUCAUGCUAUUUUGGAAGCUCAACAUCUUAUAUAUAUUAUAGGGUGGUCUGUAUACCAUCGUGUCAAGCUUGUAAGGGAACCAACAAAGCCACUACCCUCUGGAGGAGAAAUGGAACUCGGAGAGUUGCUAAAAUAUAAGUCGCAAGAAGGGAUCCGGGUUGUUUUGUUAAUUUGGGAUGAUAAAACUUCGCACGACAAGUUUCUAUUAAAAACAGAAGGUGUCAUGGCAACACAUGAUGAGGAAACAAAAAAGUUUUUCAAACAUUCUAGUGUUCAUUGUGUGCUUUCUCCUCGUUAUGCAAGCAAUAAACUUAGCAUUUUCAAGCAACAGGUUGUGGGAACUCUUUUUACGCAUCAUCAGAAGUGUGUGAUUCUUGACACAGCUUCUGGGAGUAACAGGAAAAUAACUGCUUUCAUUGGUGGUCUUGAUUUAUGUGAUGGCCGAUAUGAUACUCCUGAGCAUAGACUAUUUCGUGAACUUGACACAGUCUUUGAAAAUGAUAUUCAUAACCCUACAUUUCCUACGAACACUUAUGGCCCAAGAGAACCUUGGCAUGAUUUACACUGUAAAGUUGAGGGUCCUGCUGCAUAUGAUAUAUUAACAAAUUUUGAGCAAAGAUGGAAAAAAGCGAAAAAGCGUGACUUCAAACUGAAAAAAGUCACUAAUAAGCAUGAUGAUGCCUUGAUAAGGUUAGAUCGUGUCUCAUGGAUAGUCACUCCAACUUCUGAUCAUAAUGGUGAUGAAAAAGUGCGUGUUAGCAAUGAAGAAGAUCGUGAAAACUGGCAUGUACAGGUAUUCAGGUCAAUAGAUUCAGGCUCUGUGAAGGGGUUUCCAAAAGGUGUCCAAGAUGCUGAGGUUCAGAAUCUUAUUUGCGGAAAGAAUUUAAAAAUUGACAAGAGUAUCCAUGUUGCAUAUAUCAAGGCCAUAAGAUCAGCUCAACACUUUAUAUACAUUGAAAAUCAGUAUUUUGUUGGAUCUUCGUAUUAUUGGCCUACAUACAAACAUGCAGGUGCAGAUAACUUGGUCCCAAUGGAACUAGCUCUGAAAAUAGCUAGCAAAAUCAAGGCAAAUGAACGUUUCUCAGUGUAUAUAGUAAUACCUAUGUGGCCAGAAGGUGUUCCAACCACCUCGUCUGUUCAAGAAAUUUUAUAUUGGCAGGAUAUCAUAUUACCACAGGCACAAACAAUGGGUAUGAUGUACAAGAUUGUUACAAAUGCCCUUAAAGAGGCAGGCCUUUCUGAUCAGUAUCAUCCACAAGAUUAUUUGAACUUUUAUUGUCUUGGUAAGCGUGAACCUCCAUCUUUGAAAGGUUCAUCAGAAGCUAAUCAGUCAUUUGACAAUCGUACCUUGGCAUCAGCCCAAAAGUUUCGUCGGUUUAUGAUCUAUGUUCAUGCCAAAGGAAUGAUUGUUGAUGAUGAGUUUGUAAUCAUGGGUUCUGCAAAUAUUAACCAAAGAUCAAUGGAUGGUUCAAGGGAUACAGAAAUUGCUAUGGGUGCUUACCAACCACACCAUACAUGGGCAGCUCUAAAAAAUCUUCAUCCACAUGGCCAGGUAUAUGGUUACCGAAUGUCUCUUUGGGCUGAGCACCUCGGUGGACUUGAGGAUACUUUUAAAGACCCUCAUAGCCUUGAAUGCACUAAGCGUGUUUGUGAGAUAGCCAAACAAAACUGGAAUCAAUUUGUAGCCCAAGAGCAUCAGGAGUUGAAGGGACACUUGAUGCAGUACCCAAUUCAAAUUGGUAGAGAUGGAAAUGUGUCUUCCAUACCCGGAAUUGAAUCAUUUCCUGAUGUUGGUGGUAAAAUUCUCGGGGCACCCACCAAUCUUCCGGAUGUUCUAACAACAUAAAUAGCUAUAAUUAAUUCAAAACUGUUUUCUUGAAAUGUAUAUGAGUUCCACAUAGUUCAUAUAUGCAUAUACAAAAAUGUUGUACAAAAAAGGGGUUACAUAGUAAUCACCUCGUAGCUUAGGAAUAUCGAUCUUCUGCUUAAUUUGUAGAUGAGGUUAGGUUUUCAAUAUAAUCAUUAACAGAAAUUUAGAGCCUAGUAUUCUUUGUGAUUAGGCUUUGCCUUUCAUAGACAAAAUUUGUGUUUAAUG
Rosa chinensis is the source of this 3336-nucleotide messenger RNA. Its product is annotated as phospholipase D delta. Gene Ontology annotation, biological process: phospholipid catabolic process; phosphatidylcholine metabolic process. The record is from RefSeq and is a predicted model, not a curated record. Gene Ontology annotation, molecular function: calcium ion binding; D-type glycerophospholipase activity. Lineage: Eukaryota; Viridiplantae; Streptophyta; Magnoliopsida; Rosales; Rosaceae. Gene Ontology annotation, cellular component: plasma membrane. Bases 487 to 3087 code for a protein of 866 amino acids. The transcript has 11 exons.